Messenger RNA from Cryptomeria japonica (Japanese cedar), 1470 nucleotides. RefSeq lists its product as uncharacterized. The record is from RefSeq and is a predicted model, not a curated record. The coding region runs from base 1 to 1470 and encodes 489 amino acids. Gene Ontology annotation, molecular function: nucleic acid binding. The transcript has 2 exons. Gene Ontology annotation, biological process: DNA integration. NCBI's taxonomy places the organism in Eukaryota, Viridiplantae, Streptophyta, Pinopsida, Cupressales, Cupressaceae.
AUGUUUGUUGUUCAUGAAGGAAAGUUGUUGGGUUAUGUUGUUUCUAAGCAAGGUGUCACAGUGGAUCCGGAAAGAAUAGCAGCAAUCUUGGAGCUACCCCUGCCACAUCACAAGAAGGGAUUGCAAUCUUUCAUUGGGAGGAUUAAUUUUGUUAGGCGUUUCUUGCCUAAUAUUGCAGAUUUAUUGAAACCACUUACAACCAUGUUGAAGAAGAAUGUUGUUUUCCACUGGACAAAAGAAGCAAAGCUUAAUUUUCAAAUUAUCAAGGAGUCACUCACGGCAGCUCCUACUCUAAUAAAUCCAGACUUUAGCAAAGAUUUCAUUUUGUAUGCGUAUGGUGGUUAUGAGGCUAUUUCUGCAAUGCUGGUCCAAAAAAACACAGAAGGAUUGGAACAACCUAUUGCGUUUUUUAGCAAAGGAUUGGAAGAUUAUGAGCAGAGGUAUAGUUUUGUUGAAAAGCAUGUCCUUGCUGUUGUAAAGAGCCUUAAAAAGUUUUGGCACUUGUUGUCUCAUAACAAGAUACACCUGAAGGUUGCUCAUGCAAGUGUAAAAGAGUUUCUCCUCAGUAAGGAUCUCAGUGAGAAAAGAGCUGGUUGGAUAACACAGGUCAUGGAAUACGACAUAGACAUUCAGGUCACCAAAUUGGUUAGAGGUAGAGGCUUAUGUGAACAGAUUAUUACAAAUGAAAUUUCAAGAAAGGAAGAAGGAGUAGAAACAGCUCUGGUGAUUGAUUUGAUAGCUGAUCAUGACAGUACAUCAAGCUGGUUGCAGGAUAUGAUUCACUUUCUAAAAACUAGGAAAGAAUGGCUGCCAGCAUUACCUUUACAUCCCAUAAAAGAAGAACAACCUUUUGACAGAUGGGGUGUUGAUUUCAUUGGUCCUAUUAACCCACCAUCAAGUACAGGCCACCGGUGGAUAAUCACUGCAACCGAUUAUUUUACUAGAUGGACUGAGGCUGCAGCACUGAAGGAUGCUAAUGAGAUGGUUGUUCUUAAUUUUUAUGAUGAUAUUGUGAACAAGUUUGGAGUUCCUGACUCCAUAGUGUCAGACAAUGCACUCGCUUUUGUAGGCUUAAGGGUGACAGAUUGGGCUAUCAAACACAGCAUAUAUCUCAAUACUAGCUCAAAUUAUUAUCCUCAAGGUAAUGGAUUGGCAGAGUCCACAAAUAAGAACUUAAUCAGAAUCAUCAAACGGACUUUGCAAGAAAAUCAGCGUGAUUGGCAUUCAAAGCUGAAGGCAGCCUUGUGGGUGGACAGAAUCACACCAAAGCAAAUUAUUGGCAAUUCACCUUAUCGGUUGGUAUAUGGGAAGGAAGCAAGGUUAUCAAUAGAAACAGAAUUGCUAGCACUAGAUAUGGCCACUCAAAUGGUGCUUUUUGAGGAAGAAGAUCCUAUGCAAGUGCGUUAUGCACAAUUAAUGGAAUUGGAGGAAAGUAGGAGAAAGGCGGGACAAACAAUGGAGUUUCAAUAG